GUGACACCUGGUCGCAGAUGUCCCCUCCGUCGGGCGGGGACCCUGCAGGGCCUCGCUUAUUUCUGCUGCCUCUUCCUCCCAGAGAACUCAUUCACCCGACGACUUGCUAUCGUAUCCAUUACAUAACGGUUUUUCCUUUUGCUUGGGUUGCCUCAACUUUAGCAGGGUCUACAGUUGGCACAUAUUCUCCGACAUGGUGGUCCAAAUGUUGAUACAAUUGGACGGGGCGGUUACCAAACGAACAAAAGGAUCACACAGAUGCAGACCAAUCUAUGGAGGGGAACACUCCAAUUGCUGAAAAUCCCCAUUCUGAAUAUGGACUGACAGAAAACAUCCAGAGAAUAGUGGAAAACGAGAAAACCAACACAGAGAAGGUCUCCAAACAGAAGGUGGAUCUGCAGUCGCUCCCCACCAGGGCAUAUUUGGAUCAGACAGUGGUGCCCAUUCUUCUUCAAGGCUUAUCUGUGCUGGCCAAGGAAAGACCUACAAAUCCUAUUGAAUUCUUAGCAGCCUUCCUUCUCAAGAACAAAUCACAGUUUGAAAAUCGAAAUUAAGCCCAAGACGGAUGGAAAUGUGCACUUUGAGGCCAUAUGUUUAAAAUCAAGAAAAUUGUUGUUUCUGUCAAUGGUUGUUUGCUAAUGAUAGUGUAUGUAGUUUUUUAAACCAGAAUAAAGAUGGUGCUGCAGGGAAA
Salmo salar (Atlantic salmon) is the source of this 691-nucleotide messenger RNA. It is a transcript of the gene dpy30, whose product is annotated as dpy-30 histone methyltransferase complex regulatory subunit. Gene Ontology annotation, cellular component: Set1C/COMPASS complex. The record is from RefSeq and is a predicted model, not a curated record. Lineage: Eukaryota; Metazoa; Chordata; Actinopteri; Salmoniformes; Salmonidae.